Molecule: messenger RNA, 1072 nt
Organism: Nestor notabilis (Kea)
Lineage: Eukaryota; Metazoa; Chordata; Aves; Psittaciformes; Psittacidae
Gene: TOR1A
Product: torsin family 1, member A (torsin A)
Exons: 4
Biological process (GO): protein localization to nucleus; nuclear membrane organization
Cellular component (GO): endoplasmic reticulum lumen; nuclear envelope
Molecular function (GO): kinesin binding; ATP hydrolysis activity; ATP binding
Source: RefSeq, a predicted model, not a curated record
CUCUGCAGGAGAAUUUGGACAAGAAGCUGUUCGGGCAGCACCUGGUGAGCAAGGUGGUUGUGAAGGCUGUGAAGGGCUUCUUGAACAACACCAACGCCAAAAAGCCUCUUGCCCUUUCCUUGCACGGGUGGACUGGAACAGGGAAAAACUUUGUCAGUAAGAUAGUCGCCGAAAGCAUUUAUAAAAGAGGUCUGCAGAGUAAAUACGUGCAUCAGUUCGUGGCGACUUUACACUUUCCUCAUGCUCACAGCAUCAAUCUGUACAAGGACCAGUUGCAGUCAUGGAUUCGGGGAAAUGUGAGCAUCUGUCCCAGAUCACUCUUCAUAUUCGAUGAAAUGGAUAAAAUGCAUGCAGGACUCAUUGACUCCAUCAAACCAUUCCUGGACUACUAUGAGCUUUUGGAUGGGGUGUCUUACCGACAAGCCAUCUUCAUAUUCCUCAGCAAUGCAGGAGCUGAAAAGAUAACAGAGGUGGCACUAGAUUUCUGGAGAAACGGGAGGACAAGGGAGGAUAUACAACUCUCACAUAUCCAGAAUGCACUGUCUGUGUCUGUCUUCAAUAACAAAAAUAGUGGAUUUUGGCACAGCACCUUGAUUGAUAGAAAUCUCAUUGACUACUUUGUUCCCUUCCUGCCUCUGGAAUACAAACAUGUGAAAAUGUGUGUCAGGGUUGAGAUUAAAUCCCGUGGCUAUGCUGUGGAUGAAGACAUUCUAACCAGAAUAGCUGACGAGAUGACCUACUUCCCCAGAGAGGAGAGAAUUUAUUCAGAUAAAGGCUGUAAAACUGUGGAUGCAAAGCUGGAUUAUUACUAUGACUUCUAACACUUUAUUGCUACAACCUGGAAAGAGGCAAAUUUAACUUAAUCACAACGUGAAGAACCUGGGACAUUUCAUUUUUAAGCACUUUUUUAAAGAAAGGAACAUUACUUCUUUCCUGGUGUGUAAAUAAGUGGCAGUGCCUCUGCAUUGGUAUUCUGUCACUAGUCAUGGCUCCCAAGUACUUCAGCCUUGUGUUGUCAAGGUAAGAACAAACUGUGUUGUGAAUGUGGGAGUCUGUGUCUGACAGUGCUGAA